Molecule: messenger RNA, 1191 nt
Organism: Haplochromis burtoni (Burton's mouthbrooder)
Lineage: Eukaryota; Metazoa; Chordata; Actinopteri; Cichliformes; Cichlidae
Product: telethonin
Exons: 2
Coding region: 353-847 (164 amino acids)
Biological process (GO): cardiac muscle tissue morphogenesis; cardiac myofibril assembly; skeletal muscle thin filament assembly
Cellular component (GO): Z disc
Molecular function (GO): structural constituent of muscle; protein-macromolecule adaptor activity; titin Z domain binding
Source: RefSeq, a predicted model, not a curated record
UUCAUUUGGAUUAUUCUGGUUGGAUCACAUCAUGGAAAGAACUAAAUUCCAUUUCAUGUGAAAAACAACCUUCAGGAUGUCUUAAGCAGGGACAUUCACUACGUUCACUACAAUGUGACACAGAGGAGUAAAAAUAGAAACAAGACUGGAUAUUUAAGACAUUGGCCAACACACACACACACACACACACACACACUUCUCACGGUGUUUUGAACAUACAUUUAGCAUGAUUUGACAGAUCGUUGUAUCCUUUAUCCCACGAGUUUUAUUCAUCUGUAGAAGCACCCACAUGAAAGAGGACAUUCAUCUUGGAGCAAAUUACUAACAUUUGAGUUACAGACAAAACUGCACCAUGCACUGUGUGAGCAGAGGAGGCUGCUACCUGGUGAACUCCUGGUGUGAUCUUCGGGAGGAGAACAGGUGGAAGAAAGAGAGCUAUGAAGCCUGCUGGGUGAGCCUCGUCCUUGAAACCAGACCACAGUACAGGCUGAAGCUGUCAGAGAGCGACAGCAUUCGCAGAGAGAGUUAUAAACAGCAACAGGUGGCCCACUUCAUGGUGGAGAGGAGCCCCAGCCAGAUACUGAUGCUGGGCAGCACCAGUGGAGCGAUGACAAAGCACCAGCUACCCUUAUUCAACACCAGCAGGGAGGUGGAUCGUACUACAACCAGCUUUAGGGACACAGAAGAGCCUGUUAUAAAAGAGAAGCUGAUUGCUGGAGCAGAUAGACAGGGAACAGGAGCCACCACAGAUCAAGAUCUUAGCAAGCCGGUUAGAGUGAACUUCAGGGCCUCGAGUCUGAUGUCCUCUCCCAGGGAAACCUCUAAUCGGGUUCAGAGAAGGGAGUGAUCACAGCCUUUGUUGUAGCAGAUUUCUUAGCAGUAUUAACAAAAUCAAAUAUUCUUCUAAAAUUGACUAUUUUAGAAGUACUAUUUUUAUGCACAUCAAACUCGAGGAUGUUAUCUCACAUGCUAUACUUAUAUUUGUAGUAGUGUCAUAUCUUCAGCAGCUAAAUAAUACUAAAAAAAGAUGUGCUAUAAUUUGCAUAAAAGCUCUGGGUGCUGCAGAAUUGAGUCUGGUGUGAACUGUAACUUUGUUCCAGGAGGAAAAUGCAAUUUUGUCACACCUGGUGAUUUUUAUGGUUUGUAAAGCUUAAUUAAACACUUUCUGGAAGCUUGCUUCACAAACCUCAA